Falco peregrinus (peregrine falcon) is the source of this 3222-nucleotide messenger RNA. It is a transcript of the gene PRR16, whose product is annotated as proline rich 16. NCBI's taxonomy places the organism in Eukaryota, Metazoa, Chordata, Aves, Falconiformes, Falconidae. The record is from RefSeq and is a predicted model, not a curated record. Gene Ontology annotation, biological process: positive regulation of translation; positive regulation of cell size.
GCCGGAGCCGGAGCCGGAGCCGGAGCGGGCGGGGCGAGGCGCAGGCGCGGCGCACGGCGGGCUGCAGCCGGGCCCCCGCGCCGCUCCCGGGAGCCGAUGGCAGCUGCACAGCGCGGCCGCCCGGCGGAGCGCGGCGCGGCUCGGCGCCCCCGGCGCGGGAUGCGCGGGCGGGCAGGAGGCGGCGGCGGCAGCGGCUGCGGCAGCUAGGGGAGCCGGAGGGACGGGGUCGGGCGGCCGGCGGCCGCCGCGCUAACCUGACCUACGUGCCCCCCUGGCCGCGCCGGGCUGCCCCGAAGGAUGUCCGCCCAGUCCAAGGGGACCGCAUCCUCCUCCUCGUCGCCGUCCGAGGGGCCGCCGGCAGCCUCCAAAGCCAAGGUGAAGGAGCAGAUCAAGAUCAUCGUGGAAGAUCUGGAAUUAGUCCUGGGGGACCUGAAAGACGUGGCCAAGGAACUUAAGGAGGUGGUUGACCAGAUUGACACACUGACAUCUGACCUGCAGCUGGAGGAUGAGAUGACAGACAGUUCCAAAACGGACACGCUGAACAGCAGCUCCAGCAGUGCAACAGCUUCCAGCUUGGAGAAAGUCAAAGUGCGGGGCAGCGCACCGCUCAUCAAGCCACCCGCACACCCCUCGGCUAUCCUCACUGUGUUGCGGAAGCCAAAUCCGCCCCCGCCCCCCCCGCGACUGACACCUGUCAAGUGUGACGAGCCUCUGAGGCUGCCUCCUUCAGCCAACCCUGUCAAGACUAAUGGUACCCUGCUGCGAAACGGGGGCUUGCCAGUGGGGCCCAACCGCACCCCAAAUGGAGAUAUAUGCUGUAUACCAAACAGUAAUUUGGAGAAAGUUGCGAUGCAGCCUCUGAUGCACAGACCUGAGAAAGAGCGGGGUCCUCAGCCAGGAGCCAGGGAACGGGUACGAUUUAGUGAAAAAGUGCAGUACCACGGCUAUUGUCCUGACUGUGAUGUUCGGUAUAACAUUAAAAACAGGGAGGUGCACUUGCACAGUGAGCCUUCCCGCGCUGUGGGAAAGCUGUCGCAUCAGUGCCCUCCUCUGCCGCCUCCACCACCUCCACUGCCUCCGUUUCCUCUGGAAAAUGGAGGAUUGGGGAUAAGUACUAGUAAUAGCUUUCCUCCUCCAAGACCUGCGACUGUGCCUCCACAAACAGCACCAAAACCCCAGAAGACCAUCUUGAGGAAGUCAACCACUACAACAGUGUGAUGUAUGCCACUUGAAACAACUCUGUUUUUUCCUAUAUAUAAAAAUAAAUAGGUAAUGAGCACUUUCUACUUGAGCAAUAAAAAGACCCAAUGCAUUACUCCCUGUGUCCAGUGAAGUGGCAUAAAAAUCACAUGCAACUUCAGGCUUGAAGGAAUAUCUAUAUCUGGAGGCACGUCAGUUAAAUUCUUGCAUAUCAGAUUCGUCAUUGUGACUUCUUGCAGGCCAGAUCUGAGAAGUAACCAGGAGCCUGACCCUCAGUGGAGAAUGGAAAAACCCUUCAAGUCAGAGCACAAUCACAAGUGUAAUCUGCAUUGAAACAACUUUCUCAGAUCUGACAGCUACACGCUGAGUCCUCGCAAAAGCCACAGCCUUAAAUUCCAUUUAGUGGGAAAUAAGAAUAAGAAGGACUAAAUGUCUUGCCCCAUUGCAGAAACUGCUGUCUCCAAGCCUGACACUUGAGUUCUGUGCUGACCAACCAGAGUAACAAACAAUGAGUUUUUCAUGGGUCCAGCCAGCAUCCAAAAAUAUUUCAAUAUGUAGCCAAAAGGAGAAAUGAAGCACUUAUGUGAUAGCAGAAAAUGAAUGGAUUUACUGUAACAGAGGAAUGUUACUGUUUGUGGGGAAAGAAGACCUCUCAUCUCUUGUACAUAUUCAAAGCCAUACAGGAACAGGGCAUCGGUGAUGUUAAAUUGCUUAAAAGGAUGCUGUCUCUUGUCCUCCACCCAACUUUGAAGAAAUUCAGCUGUUAGAGAUUGCAUCUCAAUGCACUUCUAGUAUUUGCACUGUCGCUUCCAUUCAGGGUAAUGAUGUGCGCCACCAUUUGCACACAGAUGGCCCCAGGAGAUUUUUGACCACAACAAGCUAUAUUUUACUGGGGCUCCAAAAGGAAUUAAAAAGUUAGAACUGAAGAAAAACAUUUGCGCUUUCUUUCACUAUGGGGAUCUCUUCACAGAAAGGACUAUGGUCUUUUCUAAGGUUUAAAUAAAUACAUACAUAUACAUACAUAUACAUAUAUGUAUAUAUAUGAAAAAGCAUCAACAUGAUAAGGUGUGUUUAAAAAGGGGAUAUAAUCUUUUUUAAUAGCAUCCAUUUUUUAACAUAUUAGCAGCCAAGAAGUUUAGUCUAUUGAAUUAUACAUCAAAAAAUGUUCCUAUUGAACAUUUAUGUUAUAGUCCCAGUUACCGUUGAAGAAGUCAUUUGUAAUAUGUAUUUGACAUACAAUUUUUCUAGCCAUUUGUCUAUACUUCAUGGAGAUAUCUAACAAAAAAUCAGCAUUUUCAGUUUAUUUUUCUAAAUAAAUGUGUUGUUUAUAAUUUGCAGUCACUCAUUUUGGCUGGUUUUCAUUAUCUCUGAAAAAGAUUUAAAGACAGAACCAAAACACAGGAACUGUUUGUUCGUGUUAAGCUGUAAUGAUUUGCUGACCAAAAGCUUUAAUAUAAAUACUGUAAUUUGUAAAAUCAUGAAGUAUAUUUAUACAGGCAAAUAUGUAUGGAAAACAAGAGGAGGUAUUUUAACUCUUAAUUUCAGAACAUAGUUUAUUUUAAUAUCCACACGAAGAAGUCUAAAUAUAUAAUGGAACAGAUUUUUUAUUACCAGUGAGUUUUAGCAAGUGAGGAUUUAGAUGUUUAAGAGUGAAAGGAAUGUAGUCUAAAAAUGGUGGUUUCCCAAAUUAUCCAGAGACCUUUUUUCAGCUGUCUCAUUUUACUCAAAAACUAGUUUAGUUUUUUGGGGUUGGGGGUUGGGUUUUUUUUGGUGUGUGUAUGUCUAUUAUGGAAUUUUGUUUGUUGUUUUGUUUUGUUUUAGCAUACUGAAAGGGCCAUGAAGUUGAUACUAUUUGAUCACAAACAAUUUGAGAAGAUAGAGAAUAAGAAGUUCCUUAGAACAAUCUACAGUUUAGUUAAGAACAGUUGUUAUCCAUCUGCUGCAGUGUUUUGUUAUCGAGUUAUUGAACAUUUCAAUGCUAGAGCUGUUUUGAAUAAAAAUAUAUUUUUUCCUUUUUUCUUA